Messenger RNA from Kalmanozyma brasiliensis GHG001, 522 nucleotides. RefSeq lists its product as uncharacterized. Bases 1 to 522 code for a protein of 173 amino acids. The record is from RefSeq and is a predicted model, not a curated record. NCBI's taxonomy places the organism in Eukaryota, Fungi, Basidiomycota, Ustilaginomycetes, Ustilaginales. The transcript has a single exon.
AUGGUGUCCAUCAUUCGAAGCGUCCUCCUCGUGGCCUUUGCCGCCUUCGCGCUCGCCGUUCCGCAGCCGAGGCUCGACAGCGAAGCGCUGGAGCACUACGAAAACAUGCAUGGCUUCCUGUCGAACCGCUACCCUGCGGCGGACCAGGGCACAGUUGCUCUUUCCACUCGACGGGAGUACUACUCGCACCUUCUCUCCAGCCACACGAACGGCGAAACGGAGGCAAAGGUCUUUUCGCAGACCAGCCCCAACGGGCCGGUGCACGUCUCGUACGGAGCUCGAUCGCGUACUGCGUACGUGACGACCAAGAUUCCGCACGACAGCAAUCUCGGGAGGACUUGGGGGCUGGGUGUGCCGAGCAUCGCCGACAACGGAGAGCGACGCUAUCGCGACCUGUACGCGUUCUGGAAGGUGGACAAGAGAGGCUCGCCCAAGCUGCUCAGACUCGACACUUGGUUGGCGGGAGGGCUCACGCCUCAGGUCAUGAGUUGGGACGCCGUCAGGCACUUGCUGCGUGGAUGA